Cokeromyces recurvatus is the source of this 2109-nucleotide messenger RNA. RefSeq names its product glycosyltransferase family 39 protein. The transcript has 11 exons. The coding region runs from base 1 to 2109 and encodes 702 amino acids. Lineage: Eukaryota; Fungi; Mucoromycota; Mucoromycetes; Mucorales; Mucoraceae. The record is from RefSeq and is a predicted model, not a curated record. Gene Ontology annotation, cellular component: endoplasmic reticulum; membrane. Gene Ontology annotation, biological process: protein O-linked glycosylation via mannose. Gene Ontology annotation, molecular function: dolichyl-phosphate-mannose-protein mannosyltransferase activity.
AUGGUUGUAGAAGAAAAAAAAACGAAAAUCCAUAAAAUUACUAUUUUCCAAAAAAGGAUCGACUGGGUUAUUUCUAUCAUUUUGACAAUUUGGACAUGUUAUAUUAGAUUGUGGAGGAUUUCACAACCUUCAUCAGUAGUAUUUGAUGAGGUCCAUUUUGGCGGUUUCGCUAGCAAAUAUAUUAAUAAAAAAUUUUUUAUGGAUGUUCAUCCUCCAUUGGCGAAAUUGUUAAUUACUUGGGCUGCUGAGAUAGUUGGUUUUGAUGGACAAUUUGAUUUUAAGGAAAUCGGAAAAGACUAUCUUAAACCAAAAGUACCUUAUGUACAAAUCCGUGCUUUUUGUGCUUUAAAUGGUGUUAUGGUGGUACCUAUUGCUUACUGGACAAUGCGUAAUUCUGGAUUUUCUAGACCGACUGCUAUUUUGACAGCUUUAAUGAUUUGUUAUGAAAACAGCUUAAUUACAAACAAUCGUUUGAUUCUAUUGGAUUCUAUUUUAUUAUACUUUAUCGCUUUUACACUUUUGAUGUGGAUUAAUUUUCGCAAUCAAGCAAAUCAACGAUAUAAAUUCUGGUGGUGGAUUUGGCUUAUUUUAACAGGUGUCGGUAUAGGACUUACUGUGAGUUGUAAAUGGGUUGGAUUGUUUACCAUGGCUACAAUUGGUUUAGCUGUCAUAAAGAAUUUGUGGGAUCUAUGGGGAAAUCAAAAAAUCAAAGUGAUUGAACUAGUAAAACACUUCUUGGCCUAUUUUAUAUGUUUAAUUCUUAUUCCUUUUAUCAUCUAUGCUACUUGCUUCGAAAUUCAUUUUAAUAUGCUUCCUUUAUCUGGAACUGGCACUAGUCAUAUGUCAUCUGAGUUUCAAACUUCUUUGCAAGGCGUAAAAUUCCCUGAAAGCACAUUUGCCGAUAUUGUAUAUGGAGCCAAAAUUAGUAUCAAGCAUAUGGGAACAAAUGGUGGUUAUCUUCAUUCUCAUGAGCAUUCAUAUCCUGGUGGAAGCAAUCAGCAACAAGUUACACUCUAUUCUCAUAUUGAUGAUAAUAAUUGGUGGAUAAUUAACAAGGCAGAUACAGAUGAUGUGAAUGAUCUUGAAUACGUUAAGCAUGGAGAUAUUGUACGUCUUACACAUCUUAAGACUCAUAGACGCCUUCACACCCAUGAUAUUAGACCUAUUACAAAUGAUGAAAAAUAUCAAUAUGAAGUAAGUUCGUACGGAUUUAAAGGUUUUCAAGGGGAUAGCAAUGAUAAUUGGCGUGUUGAGAUCAUAAACUAUGAUGGUCCUGAUCCAUUUGCGGGCGAACGACUUCGUGCUCGUCGUUCUCAAUUUCGUUUGGUUUCUGUCACUCAAAAUUGUGCACUUUUUUCACGUAAAUUUAAAUUACCGGAAUGGGGUUUUAAACAGCAGGAAGUGACAUGUAUGAGAGACGCACUUUAUCCUAAAACUAUUUGGAGAAUUGAAAGUACUGAAAGUGACCUUUUGCCUGAAAAUGCAGAAGUUGUAGAGUAUGAACAUAAAGGAUUUUUUGGCAAAUUUUUAGAAUUAAAUAAGGUGAUGUGGAAUGUUAAUAAAGGCCUGUCUUCAGUUCAUAUGUAUGGUUCAAGGCCUAAGGACUGGCCAUUAUUAAAGCGAGGUAUUAGUUUUUGGUCUAAAGAUCAUUUAAGGGUCUAUUUACUUGGAAAUCCUCUUAUUUAUUGGGUAUCUACAGCUUGUGUAUUUACAUAUGUAAUGUAUAAGGUGUUCAUUUUUGUACUUGCUAAACGUUGUAUAUCUAUUCCUCUACAAGUUAACUUGUCCAGAUAUGAUUCUAUAAUGGGGUUCUUUUUUAUUUCAUGGGCACUCCAUUAUUUUCCUUUCAAUUUAAUGAAACGUCAACUAUUCCUUCAUCAUUAUAUGCCUUCACUUUAUAUGGCCGUAUUGAUGAGUGGCGUCUUUUUUGAAUUAUUUACCAGUAAAUUCUCCACUCCUGCUCGUUGGUCUUUUAUGAUAGUCUGUAUAAUGAUGAUUGUCUAUGUUUAUCGUAUUUUUAUUCCAAUUAUAUACGCUGAACCUUGGUCUAAAGAAAAUUGUUUAAAAGCCACAUGGCGUUCUACCUGGGACUUACGUUGCGAAUGGUAA